This is a messenger RNA of Baudoinia panamericana UAMH 10762, 174 nucleotides long. RefSeq lists its product as uncharacterized. The transcript has a single exon. NCBI's taxonomy places the organism in Eukaryota, Fungi, Ascomycota, Dothideomycetes, Mycosphaerellales, Teratosphaeriaceae. The record is from RefSeq and is a predicted model, not a curated record. Bases 1 to 174 code for a protein of 57 amino acids.
AUGGCUGAACCGGACUACACACCAGAUCCGCUGCCGAUGGGACGCCUGACUUGGAUGCCCAGCGACCGGGCAGCCGUGACGGUUCUAGUAGCGGUCCGCCAACAGCGUCACGCUACAGGGCCUGGUAUCCCUGCGGCUGUGAGCGCCACCAACGUUAUCAGUAUCCGUAUAUGA